AUGGCUUCUUUGCUCCCUAUUAGCACUUACAACUUGGCCCUUGAGCCUUUCAACCCACAGCCUGCCUUGCAGGAAGACUUCCCAGUCACUGUGAGAAUAACCAUGGCUGCUGUUGACCCAGAGGCUGCCGAUGACAAGGAGGAGCCUUCUACCUUGAGAGUCUUGAAGAGAGCCAUGCCUUUCGAUGAGGAUGAUCUUUUGGACCUUGAGGCUGAGGAUGACGAAGACGAUGAAGAGGAUGAAUUGGACGUGAGCGAAGAGGAAGAAGAGGAGGAGAAGCCAAAGAAGGGCAAGAAGGAGAAGAAGGGCAAGAAGGAAGAGAAGAAGGAAGAGGAAGAAGAGGAAGAGGAGGAUGACGAUGAGGAUGACGAGGACGACGAAGACCUUGACGACGAGGUUGAGGAGUUCGUUCUUUGUACUCUUUCUCCAAAGGUCCAGUUCCAGCAGACUCUUGACUUCACCAUCUCUCCAAACGAAGAGGUUCACUUUGUUGUCACUGGUUCUUACCCAGUCCACCUCAGCGGUAACUACGUCGAGCACCCAGCUGACGACGAGGAGGACGACUAUGACUCCGAUGAGCUUGAGGAGGAAUACUUUGACGAGGAUGGAUACAACUUGACCCCAGAUGAGGAUGAGUUGAUGGACCUCGAGGCCUUGGAAGACGAGUCUGACGUCGAAGGUAAGAUCCAGGAGUUGGUCGAGGAAGACAGCUCCAAGAAGAGAGCUGCUGAGGAAGAGCCACAGCCAGCUAAGAAGAGCAAGAAGGACAAGAAGGCUGCUAAGGAGGAGAAGAAGGUGCAGUUCACCAAGGAAUUGGAGCAAGGUCCUACACCAUCUAAGAAGGACAAGAAGGGUAAGAAGGAGGAGAAGAAAGAGGAAGAGUCCAAGGACAAAAAAGACAAAAAAUACCCUACCAAGACGUUGUUGGGCGGUGUGAUCACCGAGGACAGGAAAACCGGCAGCGGAGCUUCAGCCAAGUCAGGUAACAAGGUCGGUAUCAGAUACAUUGGUAAGUUGAAGGACGGCAAGGUGUUUGACAAGAACACCUCGGGCAAGCCAUUUGUGUUCAACUUGGGCAAGGGCGAGUGCAUCAAGGGCUUCGACUUGGGUGUUGCCGGUAUGGCCGUGGGAGGAGAAAGAAGAGUGGUUAUCCCUCCAAAGAUGGCUUACGGCUCGCAGAAGUUGCCAGGAAUCCCGGCCAACUCCGAAUUGACCUUUGACAUCAAGUUGGUAUCGCUCAAAUAG
Messenger RNA from Candidozyma haemuli, 1245 nucleotides. RefSeq names its product peptidylprolyl isomerase. The transcript has a single exon. Gene Ontology annotation, molecular function: peptidyl-prolyl cis-trans isomerase activity; macrolide binding. Gene Ontology annotation, cellular component: chromatin; nucleolus. The coding region runs from base 1 to 1245 and encodes 414 amino acids. Lineage: Eukaryota; Fungi; Ascomycota; Pichiomycetes; Serinales; Metschnikowiaceae. The record is from RefSeq and is a predicted model, not a curated record.